AUUUUCCACGGUCCACACUACACACCGAUAACGCCGGUUCUGUUGAUAACACGUUGAGUGCUAGUUGAGUAGUAAGGUGUGACCAAAUUUUGAAAUUUUUCCAAACCUACCAACGGCGAGAAUGGCAACGGCUGAGAGCAAAGGAGUUUUGACCAGGUACAACGUCAAGAGCCUGGAAGAGCUUGACCAGAAGAUAGAGGAGCUGCUGCAAAAAAACCAACAGGAGGAGAUCUUCAUCUGGUUUGUCGGGUCCGUCGAGAACGGGGUUAGCUGGUGCUCAGACUGUCGGACAUCUGAGCCGGUAGUUGAAAAUUACCUGGAGAAUCUUAAGUUGAAGUUAGACUGCAGCUUGAUCAUCUGCACUGUGGAUAAAGCACCGUUUAAAAGCCCAAACAGUCCUUACAUGAAGCACAAGGCCAAAGUGAAGAAAGUGCCCACUAUCAUUUGGUGGGGCAAGCCAGAAAGGGUUGAAGAGUCCGAGUGCAUGGACACAGAAAUGCUGGCACUCGUCUUUGAGAAAGUUAAAGAAUGAAAUUACUAUUUAAAAAAAAAAC
Molecule: messenger RNA, 554 nt
Organism: Cimex lectularius (bed bug)
Lineage: Eukaryota; Metazoa; Arthropoda; Insecta; Hemiptera; Cimicidae
Product: thioredoxin domain-containing protein 17
Exons: 3
Coding region: 122-532 (136 amino acids)
Cellular component (GO): cytosol
Molecular function (GO): protein-disulfide reductase [NAD(P)H] activity
Source: RefSeq, a predicted model, not a curated record